Molecule: messenger RNA, 2076 nt
Organism: Pungitius pungitius (ninespine stickleback)
Lineage: Eukaryota; Metazoa; Chordata; Actinopteri; Perciformes; Gasterosteidae
Product: F-box only protein 15-like
Exons: 10
Coding region: 281-1819 (512 amino acids)
Cellular component (GO): SCF ubiquitin ligase complex
Molecular function (GO): protein binding
Source: RefSeq, a predicted model, not a curated record
CUAUUGUUUAGUUAGUAACUUUGGCAUGAUUUUAUUUUAUCGAAUGUAUGUGCUAUUUAUUCAUAACACGUUAUAGCAGUUAAUCACUGGAGGUUAAAAAAAAUGAAAGGAAAAAACUUACAAGAAAAACUAUUUUUUUAAAUGUGUUAUUUUAGAUGAAUAAUCAAUGUCUGUUUAGAGCAGACUACUGAUCUAGCGCUCCAGCCACGAUAAACCGAGGACUUCACUUUAUUGUGAAAAACAACGCCGAGUGGACUCGGCGACUCCGAGACGUUCCAAGAUGGCGGCCGGGCGAGGGUCGUUCUUACUGAGCUUCCUGGAGGGUUUGAGCAGGAACCGAACCGAGCCGAACUGCGGCCGAACGGCUCCGGCAGCACCACAGUCGCGUGCUGCACCGGGUCCGACCGGAAGCGAGUCGGGUCCAACGGGCGGGAAGAGACAAACGAACCCGCCGAACGGGGAGGUUUGCAGAUGGAAGGAAUAUGAAACCGAUUCAACUUCUCCGUCUGUAGACAACUUCAUGGAAAGGCUGCCGCCCGAGAUCGUGCUGAAGAUCCUUUCGUACCUGGACGCCUCGUCGCUGUUCUGCGUCAGUCACGUCAGCAAAACCUUCCACCAGCUCGCCGCCGCCGAUGAAAUCUGGCGUGAGAUCUACGUCUCCGAUUUUGGGAGCCAAUCAUGGAGGCCGAAGCCGGCGGCUGAUGCGUCUCCGGGGGUCGACUCGGCGGCGGCUCGGCCGGGUCAUUGGAAGAAGACGUACUUCAGGACGAUCGGACAGGAGGUGAACAAGUGGAGGAGCAAGAUGAGAGACGUCAACCCCAACAGCGGUUUGCCUCGGAGUACGGAGCGGGUCCUCAGGAGCCUGAAGGUGAGCUGGCAGCUGACGCUCACCUGCUGCUCCGGGCGGGAGAUCACGGUGGAGCCGAGCCGGGCCCACUUCUUCCAAUCCUCGGCCAUCGUCUUCUUCUCUGGAGACGGACGCCUCCCCCGACUCGGUCAGGUCCGAAGCCUCCGCCUGUACGGAGUCAGGGAGGGGAGGAGCCUCCGGGGCGGGAGGCCCGGCUGGCGCUCUCUCAUCCUGCAGCUGGACGCCAGGACUCGCUGCUGCUUUUUCGGCAGAGACCAGCUGGUGACUCUGAGGCGUCUGCAGCCCGCCGUCACCGUGGCAACCUGGAGGGGUGAAGACACAGUCGCCUUCGUCAUGGUCACACUGCACCUCCACAAACUGGUGGAGAGAAGUCUGCUGGGAUCUCCAGUCUGCCCGUACUCAGAGCCCCUCGGCCCGCCUCCUGUGGGGAAAUUGGACCCCGAAGUCGGGCUGCAAGGCUACUCGCUGCACUUGGUCCUGCACAACACCGGCUCAGAGAUCAUGAAGGGGUACUUCCGCCAACUGUGCUGUUGCCCAGGUGGGAUCCAGCACGGCCUGCUGGAGAUCAGGGUCAUCAGCAGGAACAACGUGUCCCAGCACCGGUCGCUCUCUGGGGUCAUCGAGCUGCCCUGGAGGAGCGAGGCCAUGGAGGGCUCCGUGGAGAACUGCUGCGUCAUGACGCUGACUCUGCUGGAUGACUCCCAGAAGCCUCUCUGGUGCGUCAGCUCCUCCGUCGCCGUCGUCGGGGCGACGGGGCCUCCGCCCCUCGACUACGCCGGCGAGCACUUCCUGAUGCGCCACUGCGACCACGGGGGUCAGGUGACCAUGAGGCUGGUCCGGCUGACGGAGCAGAGGCAGUUCCUCGUGGUCGACCUCGUGGUCCGCGUCGCCGUCGCAGCUCCUACGUCGAUCGAUGUGUUUGAUCAGCGUAUCGGAAGCUGCUAUUCGUGAUAAAACGACGUGUCAAAGCCUUUGUUCGCUUAUUUGGCUCCGAAUGGCGUUGGUGUGUCACUGCUUUUGGUUUCUAUUACACUUGGAACGGAAUAUAUAUUAAAUAUAAAAAUAAUAAUUUUGUUUCAUUGUUCAAAAGUACGUCUUUUUCUGCAAGAGUUUAAGAAAAGAGGAUUUAUUUAUUAGUUUGGACUUUUUUAGUUGAAGAAAAGCUUUAAAGUGUGUUUAUUUGAAUGUUUUACAGGAAGUCUUGUAAU